Neurospora crassa OR74A is the source of this 4616-nucleotide messenger RNA. RefSeq names its product integral membrane protein. The record is from RefSeq and is a predicted model, not a curated record. The transcript has 2 exons. Gene Ontology annotation, biological process: transmembrane transport. NCBI's taxonomy places the organism in Eukaryota, Fungi, Ascomycota, Sordariomycetes, Sordariales, Sordariaceae. The coding region runs from base 42 to 4388 and encodes 1448 amino acids.
GCUUGGGUUUCUAGGUUGUCUACAUAGCCAACUGCUAAGGUAUGCCUGUUCCUUUCCUACUUUUCAGGCCCAUUUGCUCCGUCCCAACAUCGACAGUUAAUUUGGACUUCAUCAUUUCCGUCAGCGGACACCUGAUGGACCGACUCUGGGCCUCACCGUCUUCCCGCUCCUGCAUCCGACCAGAGCGAUUUCCACUGGAUUCCAGCUCAGCGCCGCACGGUGGCGCAUCGUUUGGGCAUACCUCUAGCAGUCAAGUGCUCCUACUACUAGAGCAAUCGUUACCACUACCACGACAAUCGCGACAAGCUCCAGAUCAACCACAACGACAUCUACAGCCUUUGCGACGACGCCACAGAAGAAGCCAGGACAUUCAAUCGCAACUACAACUUCAACUGCAACCACGACAGCAGCACCGACUACACAAUCAACAUCGGCGGCGGGGACGGCGGGUACGGGAAGAACAAGGACCAGGGCGAGGACGAGGACCAAGGCGGGAAAGAAAGGCGAAGCACGAGGUUGUGCGACGGUGUUGCUGCGAUUUCCAACGAUUCGAUCCUCAAGAGCCCCGAUCCUAUUCACUAUGUACAGCAUGUAGACAAUCGCCGCCGUACUGCUGUCAGUCACCAUCAACCAUGCCGGUGGUUUCUCCCUUCGACCUUCGGUUUGCGCCCUCCACAGCUCUUGCGCCAAAUCGAAGCUCGGAAUUGGAGGAUGGAAGUGUUCAUGUCCCGGGUCUUUGUCCAGGUUCCGCUGUCUGCGCCCAGAUGUCAGCGGGCUGCUGCGUCGACUGCGUGAACUUGACAUCUCAGAAAAUGAUCCCCUCAGGCGCCUCAUCCAGUCAUGUUUCAAGCCGUUCCAAUGUCCGUUCCGAACAGCCGUCGACACCGUUGUUGACCGUCCUGUCGUCCUCUCGGAUGGCACGCACGGACAAGGGCGGCCCAAGGUUAAGCGCACGCGUAGCCCCUGGCUCACAUAGCCGCCUGCUGCUACGACUAUCUUGCAGGUUGAAAUGCCUCUUUCUUUUGGCUUUGCGGUUGCUCUGGGUACAAUCCGUUACGGCGGUUCUAAUCCCGUUUGACAACUGCCUGGACAAGUCCUACCAAAUGGACCAGCCGACACGUCUACAAUGGAAGCCUCUUUUUAUCGAUGCCUCGUUCGAUGAUCAGGACGACCGACAUACGCUGAAGCUGACCAUGUGGGGAAAUGUGACGGGCGCGGCGACUUCUGGAAACAUCACGCUUCCCCCACCCGGUAGUCCGGAUUGGAACGACACAUCCAAACACGAUGGCAAGAUUGUCGCCGUGCCAGAACCGGACUCUGCCAAUCCAAAGGUCACCACUCUUUUCACGCAUAUCAAUGUUCUCACGUAUUCCGAGGCUACGGAACGUACCGACUUUUGCAACCAAUCCCUGAGAAACGCACAUUGUCCUUUGGGGCCGGUCUGGGAGGUUAACAGCACGAACAGGGAGGACCUUCCCUAUGUGACCUACACCAAAGACUUCUAUUCAUCCUAUGCCUUCAGCUCCUUUGCCUCCGAGUUUUCCAUCGUUUAUGGAGAUUCUGGAAAUACCCAGAUCGGCUGUGUCUCGGCUACCGUGACACCUGACCUAGGAAACCUGGCUUGGAUGCUCAAGUUCCUGCCCUUAAUAGUCCUGGUCUUUGUCGGAGUUGCCACCAUCUUUGCUGCCAUUUUUAGUCCGUGGGGUACCAGCGAUGUUUUCCACUGGACAUCUAACUACGGCCGUGACCCCGACCUGCUGCGUUUGGUUACGCCAGGGUUUGGAGAUUGUCUUCAGUACAUACAGUUCGUCGUGCUAACUGGCGGCCUAACACUCAACUAUCCAGGCUUCUACCAACCGAUCGUUAGCCAGGGCUCAUGGUCGGCACUAAUGUUUAAUCAGAGCUUUGUGAGCGACAGUCCCGGGUGGAUAAGCCUGCGGGAUGGCAUUUAUCUUACCGAGGGCAGGUACGGACUUCAGCGACUUGCUCACUUGGUGGGAGUAGGGGAGGUCGAAGACGUCUGGGCCGGAAUGAUGGUGUGGUUAAUGGCCAUUAUCGGAGCCGUUUUUGUUCUUACCCAGGGAGCCUUUUUGGUCAAGUGGCUGUAUCGUUCCGUUAAAAAGGUUCCCGAGGAAGAUCUCCGACACAAGAACCUCCCGUUUACUCUGGGCAAUGUCGUCAGACUUGUCUUGAACUACUUCUUGCUACCGAUUGUUGCUCUCUCGACCUUUCAACUGGUGGUAGCAACCCACUCGCCAGCUUACACGGUCGCACUGGCAGUUGUAACUUUGGUCCUCAUCAUUGGCUUUGCCGUUUGGCUGCUUCACCUCAUCGCCACCUCGAGGCCAAGAGCGUUCCUCUUCGAUGACCUCCCUACGGUGCUUCUUUAUGGACCUCUUUACAACACUUACUCUGAUGAGGCGGCGGCCUUCGCUCUUAUACCAGUUUUCCUGAGUUUUCUUCGAGGCAUUGCCAUCGGAGCUGUCCAGCCUGCUGGAGUUGCCCAGGUGGUCCUCCUCGCCAUCUGCGAGAUUAUUCAGAUACUGACGCUGCAUGCCUUUCGCCCUUUCCACUCACCAACAUCGAUGAACGCCUACCAUACCCUCUUUUCUGGGCUCCGUCUCGUCUCCAUACUCAUGAUGGUGGCCUUUGUACCGUCGCUGGAGGUGGAAGAAGGGCUUAAGGGCUGGGUCGGCUACGCUAUACUUGUUGUCCAUGCGGGCGUUCUUGUUUUGGGAUUCUUCCUGAACGCAGUCCAAACUAUUGUCGAAGUCGUAGCGCGGCUGUUGGGGGCUGGUGGAGAUGAUGUUCGAGGGCAAUCAAGGGGCGGGCUAUCCAAGAUCUUCGGUAUGCGACAGUUGUCGCGUCGUAUGCCCAGGCGUGCUGGCGGCCCCAUAAGCCACAGUCAACUGUCUAGCGCGGCGAUGCUCGACACGGAUGAGACCUUCAAGGCCGGUUAUGUGAUGAACGGAGGCCGCAUACAGAGCGAGUUGGCAGGGAGUAUGGGGCCCAUGACGAAGCAUCACCGUCAUAGCUCGUCUGUGCUUGAGGACGUCAGUCUCAACACGGCCGUUCGAAAUCUUGACAAUGGGUCAUUCACGCCGACGACGCCUGGAGAAGCUAACUCGUUCUCCUUUGCGGCUUCUGCCCAACCCCAAGGACGGUCUCCUAGCGCAUUCGGCAUGCCGACUGUCGACCCCUACUUCAGACCACCUCGAAGGCGAACCACCACUGAAAGCGCGUACUCUCCCGGUGCCAAACCAGGUGGUUCGUGGACUAGCGCCGACUGGUCACAGAAACGCCUAAGUCAAUCAGGAGUACCGCUCAACGACACCGCGGAAUUCGACCCUCAGACUUCGAGAAGUGCCACUCCCGGUCCUUAUAUGAUUGCGUAUCCACCAAGGACCGACUACACCACUCGCGAAGUUGAUUACUAUUACGGUCUCAGGGGGGAAAGGCUCAACUCGGACGCGCCUAGCCGCAAGCUCGGAACCGGGCCGGCUGACCCAACCGGGCCAAUGGCUUCGGCGGCUGGGUGGCUUCGGAAUAUUCUCGGUAGAAAUAGCAAGGAAAAGGGCAAGGGCUUCGAAGUAGUGAGGAGUGCGCGUAUGCCACCAGCAAUGCGUACCGGAGCGGUCGACUACGAGGACGAAUCCCCGCCGGAAGGAAUACCAGUGGCGAUGGGAGUCAUCCGUAACGGCCCGAUUGAAUCCGACGAAGAGGACAAUGUGCGGCAGGCCAAUGCAGAUCGGGACACAACAGCUCGUACAGCAGCAGAGGCGGUGCCCCUUAGGGCAGCAGAGGGUACCAAUGAUGAUAUGCCCGACGACACGGAAACAUAUCACGACUCGGAAGGUUUGCCUGCUGAGCCAGAUCUCGCGACAGUUAGCCAGUCGAGUAGGACCCAAACGGUUACCCGCCGCGGUAAUCGGACUUCGAACGAGGAUAACGGCCCGUCACCGCUUCUUUCGCCGCCGCGGAGAAGCUCAAAACGCAAUUCUUACCACCACACACGCAACGGCUCCGUUAGCAACACACCUCCCGCUCAGCCAGUCCUAGAAUCUGGUCCUCAAAACGCCAGGCCCGCUUCGUCACUGGCGGUCUCUGCCCGCCUUCCGUUCGAACGCACCAAUUCGCAAAAAAGAUUGUCUAGCUCCUCAAUUGGUGUAAGCGAGGAUCUAAGUUCUGGUGACGCCUACGCAGGAUCUAGAACGGGAUCAGGGCUGAAUGAGAGUUACGGAUUCGUAAAUCAAGGCAACGUAAACAGGGUCGAGCAGGGUCACGAGCCUGAUCUGUUGGGCAGCGUGGCGGAGGUUGGGAUAAUUGGGCGUGACAAUUCGCGGGGGAGCAGUCAAACAGGGAACACAUCGCGGUAUUCGGGGCUAUAAAAUGAAAGAAAGGAGCGGGGAGCUAGCUCGGCUACCACAUGUUCCUUUUGUUUCCUUUCCUUUCCCCUUUUUAUUUUGUUUUAUUUUUUUGUGGCUUUCCACUGCCCUUUUCGCUCUCAGCUGAAAUGGAUAUCAAAAAACGGUUAUAUAGCUUUAUGGUUAUGAAAGUUUAGCGAUGGCGUACACAAGCGACUACCAAAGUUGCUAUGUGACAGAGUACAUGAAGAG